CUCGGGGCGGUGGGCGUCGAUCGCCGCCGCGACCAGAUAAAUUGCCACAAUGUGGGGCAAGAAGUCAAACGAGGUGCCUCUGCAAAACCCAAGGCAUAAACAAAACAAGGAUUCUACCAGAGAUCUAACUGCAGCAUGGGCUACUUUUUCUCAGACUAAGGCUGCUCUACGGCAUAUAGAGAACAAAUUGGAAAUAGCUCCCACCAGUACGGCUGUAUUUGAUUCUGUCAUGGAUGCCAAGAAGCCCUCUGCUAGUGCUAGCAGGAAAAUCAGCAGAAAGGAUAGGUACCUAGAGAGUUCUUUGGUUUCUGCUUCAGCUUCCCGGUCCUCCAGCCAAAAUAAACCAAGUAAGGCGAAGUCCUCACGCAGCCCUCUUCGAGCCACCACUCUUGAAAGCAAUGUGAAAAAAAGCAGCCGUGUGGAAUUUCCUGAGACAUUCGUUUUGUACAGGGAUGCAUAUAAUCCUCUGUUUUACCACGGUUCUAACCAACUUGAGGCCAAGCACCUGCUUUCCAGUUUGGACUUGAGCGAAGCAGAAGGGAAGACUGAACUGACAGGCCAUAUGAUAUGUGACCUAGAUGAGCAGGAUCUACAUGGCAGGGACUUUGAAAGCCCAAGUUCUUCUGCUGUAGAUGAGACUGUUGUUAGGUAUUUGAAUGACCGACCGGCAAUUGCUGCCUUGCAGAACAAUGAGGCAUUUCGUAGGGUUGCAAUACCUCCCAGAUUGGAAGAAGAAGAAAACAGUGGCUCCAGAGGAGAUGAGAGGAGCACUAAAGCUCUUCAGAAUAACAUACCUGAGUACAAUGACCUGAAAGUGUGUCCCCCUUCUGUCAAGACUGCUUCUAAUGCUCAUAGACUGGAACUCUUGAAAACACAGCAGCAUGAUGUCAAGUUGGAAAAGCUGAAGGAGCGGAUUCGAAAACAGUGGGAGCAUUCUGAAGGCCUAGGUGGCAGAGGGCAGCACUCAGGAUAUGCUGAGCAACCUGUCGUGAUCACAAACGUGGAGAGUGCUGUGACACCCAAAGUCAGGAAGGUGGCAGCUGCACCUGCUGCUCCAUCGUACAGAGGUUUCAAUCCUGCUGAAACAAAGAUUCGUGCUCCAGAUGGAAAAAUCUGGCAUGGGGAAGGAUUUCACAUUAGUCGGGAACUAUAUAGAGAUAUAGCUCUCCACUUUUGUUUGUUUUCAGAGGAUUCAGCAAUGAAAGGAAAACCUCUUGAGAAAAACAAAGAGAAAAAAGCAGCCAGACCAGUGCGGAAAGUGCAGAAACUGACACGGUUGUCAAGUCCUGAGUCCAAACAAGGUGGAAACUAUAUAAUAAGUGCAUCCUCCUGGCGGGAGGGACAGAAGCUGGCCAAAAAGAUGCUGGGUCCAGCUCCCAGAAUAGAACAGGAGAGAAGAGCUGUGUCUAGUGACAGAACAGGACGAGAGCGUGCUGCGAAGUUUGGUGGCCGUAUUGGAAGGACAGGUUCAGAUUCUAGACUGGAUGUUGCCCGUAAAACCUCAACAAGUUCUGAAAGGUCAAGGAGUAAAAUACGAUCUGGGAAUAAACUGAAGAAACUGGAAGCUAUUUUUCCAGAUGAUAACCAAGCAGGUCAUGCCCCUGUAAAUAAGGACUUCCUGCCUGUGGAGAUACGUGGAAUUCUUGAUGACUUGCAGUUGGAUUCCAUGAGUACAAAGCAAGAGAAAGAUGUGGAAAAGCAGAAUCAGAAACCUGUUUUGCCUACUCAAAACGCCAGGAGCCACAGUCCAACGAAAAGGAAACCAGACAAGAUAGCUGCCAUUGAGGAGCCUCAAGUGAUCAGUAAGAAACGUCACUAUGAUACAGAUGAGGUUCGUCAGUUCAUGAUCAAGCAGCAAGAGGAGAGGAAGAAGAAACAGAAUGAAGAGAAGAAAGCACAAAAGGAGGCAACAGAACAGAAGAACAAAAGACUCCAGGAGCUCUACAGAAAGCAGAAGGAGGCUUUUACUAGAGUGAAGAAUGUGCCUCCUCCUGAGCCUUCAGCAGCCAAACGGUUACAGGAAACCUAUUCUAAGUUAUUGCUGGAGCGUACACUUUUAGAAGAGCCACCUCAGCUGCCUGCAGUGCAGGAGGCACAGCCCAAACCUGGUUAUCAGCCAUCUGGGGAAUCAGACAAAGAAAACAAAGCUCAAGAGCGUCCUCCUAGUGCAUCUUCAAGUAGUGACAUGUCACUUUCAGAACCACAGCAACCACUGCUGAGGAACGAUUUGAUGGAGCCUCCACAGGUACAGCCAGACAGAUUGAGCCCCAGAGUCCAUCUCUCUCACCAGCAAGUUCCCAUGGGCUCAAGUGGAGGCCCUUGCUCCCAACACUGGAACCUGGAGCAGAUGGACCUUUUGUCAAAGGAGUGUGAUGCGAUGUUGGCAGGCAGGAGGUGCCAUGCUACCCCAGUGGGAUCGCUGACCAUGAGGCCUCAGCCAUACCUGAAUUCAGCUGCACAGCAGAAUCUCUUGGUAAAACCUACUGCUAACCAAUAUAAGAGCAAAUUGGAUCGGAUUGAAGCUUUGAAAGCUACAGCUGCUUCCCUUACUAGCAGGAUUGAAAAUGAAACCAAAAAGUUGGCAGGGACUGGAUUCAAUUAUGGUGCCAUGUGGAACUCAGACCAUGAAUUUAUGCAAGAAAAGCAGGGUGAUGGGCGGUGGGCAAAGGCUGUGAGUCCUCCUGUGAGAGAGGAAAGUGAAGAUGCCUAUUCAGCCAGAAUUCAAAAGAUGUUGGAUGCCUGUGUGUCUCAUACAGCCUUUGGUGACAGCCUUCCUGGGGUAGGCAACCUUAGUGAAUUUAAAAAGCUCCCUGAGACGAUCAGGCCUCAUACUGCUGCAGUCAGCCUUGGAAUGAGAUCCCCUGGUGCUAACCGGCAUGAGGGGAUACUAGGACAUACAUCUAAGAGACAGAGCGACUCACCAGGGCGUGAAAGCCAGGCUCACACUCCCACCAAAGCUGUAAUUCCUCUUGAGUCCAGCAUUGAAUCUAUCAGUGAAGGGCUUCUCCUGAGUGACGGAAGCUUCUCUGAGGAGGAAGGAGGCCAGCAUAAACCGUUACAAUUUGGAGGGAUGGAGACGUUAAAAGAGAAGUAUUUCUGUGUUCGGGAGAGAAAUGCUUUUGAGCCCAUCAAGGAGUUUCAGAAAGAAGCUGAGAAGUAUUUGCCACUUUUCACUCCCACAAGUGGCAUGUGCAGCAAGGGGCCCUGGGAGGAACUGGAGAAGGGAAGUCCCCACAGCGUCAUCAACAUCUUCGCAAAGAGUUACCAGCUUAAUGGAAAAGCGUUUGAAAAGCCGAAUGGAGAGACUACCCUUAUGCGCCCUUUGCUCCCUGCCAUGAGCCCUCCAGAGAGUGUGGUUUCUUACGAAGAUGAUUUUUCCUCAUCACAGGGAAGUAGCACUUUAACAGACAAAAAGAUUUCAUGUGACCUCAGCAGUAAUUCAAGCAUUCAGGAAGAGGUUCCUAGUAGGAAGUCUCCCUAUGAACCUCCAUCUGCAGAGCUUGCUUCUAACCAUUCAUCUGGACCACGGUCUGCAACAUCAUCCCGCUCCUCUGGUUCCUCGAAAAAGAGAGGGAAAAAGGAACGUAAGUGGUUGGAGUCUUUCAGUGGAAGUUCUCACCACUUUCCUGUGGAAGAAGGGAAAAUACUGUCUGAAUUAGAGUGGGGAUCCCAACAGGCAAAGAAGUCCUUAUCAGGUAGCAGAAUUUCUAGUAAAGAUCACGAGCAGAACCCAGAUACAGACAGCACGCUGGAAAACUUGUCUGGACACUCCCUAAUGAGUUUCUCAGACAAGGGAAGACCCCAGAAGACACAGACUUCUUCCCCACCUCCUGGUUCCCAAAAAAUGUUGCAGUUUGAUUCUAUAGCCAAUACAGCAGAAAGAGUCAAGUCAUCUUCUGGCUUCUCUGGACCCACAACAGCAGGGAUGAAGCCUAAUGCAGCUUUCCCUGACUUGAGCAUGGGAACUGGCAGGUCUGGAUUGACCAAUAAAUCUUAUCCAGCAGGAUGCAUACGCUUCUCUCCUGCUGGUCUUCAGCAUCGUUUGUCAGCAGAAUUGAACUACCUUAGUGCUAUUGAGGAGUCUGUGAGACAGCUUUCUGAUGUAGAACGAGUACGAGGCAUAGCACUUGCUCAACAAGAGAGUGUUUCUUUGGCUCAGAUUCUAAAGGCACAGCAGCAGCGCCAUGAACAAGACUUAGCUGUUUUGAAAAUCAAAGCUGAGCAAGAAGCUUUAGAAAGUCAGAGACAACUGGAUGAGGCAAGGCAGAAGGCAGCUCAGGUCCACGCAGAGUCAGUGCAGCACCGGGUCCAGGCACAGCAGGAGGCUGUACAAGAGACCUCAUGCAAGGCUGCAGCCAAGCAGGCAGAAAGUGCGCAUCUCACUACAGAUGCAGCUCAUUGUAUUUGUUUUUCUUGUACUCAGAUGACAGAGAUAGUACAAACCCAGAUCUCAGACAAUGUCAGUGCUCCGGCUGCUCCAGUCUCCUCCUUGUUUGACCAACAGCGGCAGCUCCACUUAAAGUUCCUGAAGCAACUGAGAGCUCGAAAUGAUGCAAACAGGAAAUGUGAGUCUGCUGCCGUCUCACAAGCUAAAGAGGAGACAGGUGACUUGAAAAAGACAUACUUGCCAAUAUCUGAUAGCUAUUCAGAGUCUUCAAGAUCAAAGGUUCAUGAUCAGAGGUAAGAAGAUACCAGCAGCUGCCAAGAGAGUCCUUCAGCUCCAUCUUCUAAGGAGAAUGAGAAGAAGCUUUCCCAUCAUGAAAAGCUAACUAGCAGUAUUGAAGAGCAGGCUCAUACUGCUGUGGAUGAUUCCUUGCCAAGUGAUAGUAUUUUGUCACUGCCAGAUGAAAAAGAUUCCGCUUCUGUUGCAACAGAGUAUUCCCUGAAAUUUGAUGAGUCCAUGACAGAGGAUGAGAUUGAGGAAAAGUCUUUCCGGUCUUUGCUGCCCUCCGAGAGCCAUCGCAGAAAUAACUUGGAGAAGAAACGUGGUAAUCGCGAUGACUCUGACGAGGAAGUCUCACCAGAAAAAACAGCUCUGUCAUCUAUCAAGGAACUGAGCAUGCCAUUCUCAGGAGGUCAAGAUAGUUUCUCUAAGUUUACCAUGGAGAUGGUGAGACAAUACAUGAAAGAGGAGGAAAUGCGAGCAGCUCAUCAGUCCUCACUGCUUCGGCUCCGGGAGAAGGCUCUGAAAGAGAAGACCAAGGCUGAAUUAGCUUGGCUGGAGCACCAGAAGAAGCAUUUACGAGACAAGGGAGAGGAUGAUAAGAUGCCUCCAAUUCGAAAGAGGCAGCGUGGUCUGCUGCUGAGAUUACAGCAGGAAAAGGCAGAAAUCAAGCGUCUUCAAGAGGCUAACAAGGCUGCUCGUAAGGAGAGACAGCUGAUCCUUAAGCAGCAAGAGGAAAUAGAACGAAUCCGGCAGACUACAAUGAAACUGCAGGAAAAGCUGAAGUCUGCAGGAGAAAACAAGCUGGAAUUUCCCAGCGAGGAUGACAUCAAGCAGAGCAAUGCUUCUAGCCCGCUUCCAACUGAUGGAGAAACACGCAGCCCUUCUCCAGUCUCAAUCUCCAGCAGUGAGACUAGCAGCAUUAUGCAGAAACUUAAAAAAAUGCGCAGCAGAAUGGAUGAAAAGUUCCUAACUAAGCGAGAACAGAAGCUGAUGCAGCGUCGACAACAUGCUGAAGAGCUGCUGGAGUGGAAACGCCGCCUGGAUGCAGAGGAGGCAGAAGUACGGCGUAUAGAAAAGCAGGCCCUAGCUGCCUGGGACAAAGAGCUGCUGAAAACCAAAACAGCCAAGAAAGACAAAGACCUGGGAGAUCAGAGAACUGAGCCCAAAGAAACAGCUAGUGAAGAAGAGUCUGCAGUGCCUUCUUUCUCUCAUCUGAAUGGUGAAAGCUCUAUCCCAGAAGAUCUUGGCAGUCCAGCUGCUGAGUCUGUCCCAUCAGAGACUAUGGGCCAUGUACAGCCAGAAAGCCCAGAUCAGAGUACAGCUAAUGAAGAAAUGGUUUAUUCUGAAGAGUCCAAGUCCUUUACCCCACCUAGCAAACUUCCUCCUCCCAAAAGCAGCAUAUCUGUAUCAAAGCAAGAUUCCAGCAAAAGCAGCCAUAGAACUGGAGGACAGCUGUAUUCACCAGUGAAGUCUCAUCAGAUAUCUCACACCUGGUCUGAUGAAUCUUUAUCUAUGACUCAGUCAGAAACCACAUCUGAUCAAAGUGACAUUGAAGGACGGAUCAGGGCCCUGAAGGAUGAACUACGGAAAAGAAAGUCAGUGGUUUACCAACUGAAAAAAGAACAGAAAAAAAGGCACAAGGAGAGACUGAAGGCCCAGGAAGCCAGUCUGAUCAAACAACUGGAGUCAUAUGAUGAAUUUAUCAAGAAGACUGAAGCAGAGCUGAGCCAAGAUCUGGAGGCAUCACCAACAGCCAAACCUCAAAUUAAAACUCCGUCUUCAGCUACUGCUGAAAAACCCAAGAUCAAAGCACCACCACUCCAUAGGUCUGAUACAGCUAAAAACUGGAAAUCUCUGGCUGAACCAGAGCGAUCCAGAGCGUCUUUGGAAGCCAUUUCAGAGGAUGGAGAUGCUCUGUCGUCAAGAGCUGAGAGAUCUGUGCACACCAAGAAGGUGGCUGUGACAGAUGUUCAUGCAGAGGAAUCUUCUGGAACAUCUUCCUCUGAUUUAAUGUCACUGAAGAGUUCCAGAGCAAGAUCUGCUGAUUCCUUGGAUAAUGAACCCUCAUUGUCUCUUCUCAAGGACUUGAAAGACAUUAGCAGGAUAUCCCACGGGUCAGUGAACAAUGUGGUAAAAGCAUCCAGUGAUGAGGCUGCCUUCCAUCAUAAAUCUGAGCUACAGGAAGACUUGGAAUACAUAAAGUCUGAGGAAUCUGAGACUGAAGAUUCUCAUGUUAAGCCGUUAGAGAGUUCUGAUGUCUUGUUGACAUUAGAGAAAGAGCAGGAGAGCUCACUGGACGUUCUUCCAAAGGAAACCCUCCAUUCUGAAAAUGACCUCUCCCCUCAGAAGGAGCUCUUGCACUUGGCUGUGGAAAGUUUUCACAGUACAGAAGAAAUCUUAAAACAGAGACUGACAGAUCAAGAUGCUGUAGCUGGCCCAAGUGUAGAACAGUCCUCCCACAAACUGAACGAAUCAGUGGAGGAAAAAGGUCAUCUGCUUUUGGAACAACUCUUGAGUCAAAAGCAGCCAUCAUACCUUGAAGACUUUGAAAGAUCCUCUUCCAGAAAACAAGCAUCAGUUGAAGAAACCCUUCCUGAUUACAAAGAUGACUUUGAAUCAUCUCUCCUCUCUUCUAACGGGGAUGCUCAGUCACUGGCAGAGCAGUCACUGCACACACAGUACAGCAGAAGCAGAUCCACCAGCCUGGGCAGCGAUGGUGAGAUCAGUGAAUACCUCAGCGACAGGUCUCUCUCUCUGUCCGGCAGCGUGCAGUCAGAGAGGUUAUUGGAACUUAAGUCACCAACAGAACUUAUCAAAAACACUGAACGCAGCGACGUGGAGCAGGAACAGGCCCCCACUGAGUCACCACUGUGGGCCCCUGUUUCAAUCACAGAAGCAGCAGAUAGUUUGCCAGAUUUCAACAUUGGUGAUAGAGUACUCGUGAGUGAAGUCCAACCUGGAACAUUGAGAUUCAAAGGUCUGACUAAAUUUGCCACGGGGUUUUGGGCUGGCGUGGAGUUGGAUAAACCUGAAGGGAACAAUAACGGAACUUACGAUGGAAUUAAGUAUUUUGACUGCAAAGAAAAGCAUGGCAUUUUUGCUCCUCCUCAAAAGAUUUCUCAUAUUACAGAAAGUAUUGAUAACUACUUAGACACAAAUAAGGAUGAAGACUUGUUUUUCGAUGACGGACUGGAGAAGCAACAUGAAGUUGAGCAGAAAGACAGACAAAGUUCCAAAUCUGGCAAAGAGGAUGAAAGCCAGAGCAGAGAUGCAACAGAGAGCUAUUCCCAGAAUAAAGCUCCUGUGGACACAGCUAUUUCAGAAGCCUCACCUGAGGAAGGAACUGAUAAAGAAUUGUCUUCUAAAGCAAGCAGCAUAAAGAUUUCUCUGUCUGCUGAAUCACUUGCCCAGGAACAGUCAGUAGUGGAUUAUCUGAAGUAUGCUGUAAAAGAGGAGACCAGCAUUGCUCCUCUUCUUUCUGGUGCUGUGGGUGAGACUGUUGUUCAGUUGGAUGAUAUUGCAGAUAUCCUUUCUGAAAAGCUGGAGAGACAGAAAACACUGGGGGAAGAAUGUGCAGAAAAAUUAGAUGAUCUCUCUCCUGAUGCUGCAGAGAAGUCUGAAACUCCACUUCUGGAUUUGCUGACAAAAGAAAAGAACCAAUUAGAAGCCCAGCUUAGACUACCACUUCAAGAAGAAGAAAAGUCAAAAGACCAACGGGAAAAGGUCAGUUUGCUGACAGACAGUCUACUUAGAGAUUUUCUGAAAGACACAGUCAAUCAGUUACAACAAAUAAAGAAGAUAAAAAAUGAGAAAAUCCAGCUUAGCAACCAGGAGCUCUGUGAUGUGAAGGAGGAAUGCAGCAUCCCACCCCAGCAGCUAGAAGAGCAAAUUCCCAAUGGACUGAGUAACUUUUUCCUGAGUUCUGAUUUGGAUGAUGAAAGAGAAGAACUUUCUUCUCCAGACAUGUGUCCCAGACCAGAGAGUCCAGUAUUUGGUGCCAGUGGUCAGGAAGAGCUUGCCAAGAGACUGGCGGAGCUGGAGCUCAAUCGGGAGUUCCUGAGUGUGCUGGGAGAUGAUCAAGACUGGUUUGAUGAGGACUAUGGCCUGAAUUCCAAUAAGGACCAGCAGAAGCAGGCUGAGGAACCUGCAGUGCUGCCCAAGGGAGAACCACAGAAAGUGCCAACAAAACUGUGUGAGGAGCCAUUGGCAGUCCCUCACACUGCUGUGGAGGUGGAAGGUAUGGUGCACGAAGCAGCUGAGGAACUCUGGAAACUGAAAGAGUUGGGUCAUGAUUUUCAAAGUUUCAGCCUUCAUACAGAUUUCGACAGCACCCUCCAAGAGCAGGACAGGGACACGAUAAACAAGCAGGUUUAUAAAAAGGUGGUAUUUGAUUUAACAAGAGAGAUCUUUGGGGAAAUCUUUGCUGAGGAUCCUAAUCUAAAUCAGCCUGUUUGGAUGAAACCAUGUAGGAUCUCAUCUGCAUACUUUCGCCGAGUAAAAGAUCCAAAUGAUCUGGAUGAAGUCAAGAGCUUCAUUGCUGCUGAAGUACUGAAGCUGUUCAGCCUGAGGAAGGAGCCAAAUCACAAAACAGACUGGCAGAAGAUGAUGAAAUUUGGGCGUAAGAAACGAGACCGAGUGGAUCAAAUACUGGUGCAAGAACUUCAUGAGGAAGAAGCGCAGUGGGUCAACUAUGACGAGGAUGAGCUGUAUGUAAAGAUGCAGCUGGCAGAUGGCAUCUUCGAGGCCUUAAUCCGAGACACUGUUGAUGUACUGAACCAGAUCAAUGAGAAACGGAAGCUGCUGCUCGUCUGACUGCACUGCCAGUGAACGCACAGCUGCAGAACAACCAAAUCACAGGCCUUUGACUCCUGACCUGCUCUUCACCCUGCUGGACUUUCAUAUGUGGAGUUUCAGGGCAGUUCAGAUGCGAUGAAAGGAACCUGGAUUUGCAUCUGCUGCCACCAGAGAUCUCCCGCUAGAUUUAUUGUUUGGAAUGAGCUGAUCCCUCACUUGAGGUUGUGUUGUGGAGUGCUCAAGACUGUUGGUGUAUCAAGGCACUUAUGCCACAUAAAUGUCAGCAGCUGUCUCAGGCUGUGGCAUGUUCAGUUUGUUCUCUGAAAGGGUUGGGUUAAGCUGCUGGGGUAUUGGCUGUUUUGCUGGAAUGGUUGUCAGCCAUCAGUACCUGACUUCAGAGAUGUGAGUAAUUUGGAGAAGAAACGGUUUGGUCAGCUUUUAGCCAUAAAUGGAGACUUACUGUACUGAACUUGUUAUAAUCCUAACACCUCUUCUCCUGCAGCCCUAACAAUGUGCAUCAGUUUCUUCCACUCCAGAGCCCAUUUAAUUCCCGUCUCUGUGAAGCUGGUUUUCAUCUUUCUUCUCUGAUGUGGUGCCAGGUAUGGUGCCAGUAAGUCCAGGGACAUUAGAUGAUGUUGCUUUCUACAUUCAAGUCAAAAAUUCUUGCUGCUUUUCCUAUGUAAUUUGCUUCAGUCUUGAGGUGGAGCAAUAGAAAAGGCCACCUAAUGUCAAGCAUGAAAGAUGAGCCUGUGGACAACUUUCCUCCUACCGUGUAGCACUUCUUCUCUUCCUGGAGCACCAGCUGCUCCCAGAUAAUGGAUACUCAGGAUUUUCUCAGGCACGAGACAUGCAGGAGUGAAAAACAUUUCCUCACAAGAAUUUGGCCUUCGAUCCCUCAGCCGCCUCCCUUACUGUCACCUAAUAAAUGGGAGGAGCUGUUACUUGAACAAUGUAGAGAACAGAAUGUAUUCACCAAAGAAAGGGGUGCCCAGUGUGCAACUGCAUGUUUUGUGCUUGUGGGGUUUUUAUUUAUUUUCAGAUAAUUUAUUAAGUGGGUUAUGGGAGAGUGUCCUGUGCAGGUGGCUGCACUGUCCUACCUUUUGAGACAGAUGAACUCAAGAAAGCAUCAUUUCUAGAAACUUCCAGAGCCCUGCAUUCUUCCUACAAAACCACCUAGUUCUGGAGGCUGAUGCAGGGAAGGAGAAGGCAAGAAGAACCAAACCUCAGUGACCAGGGGUACAAUGCAAAGGCAGGACUAGGAAUGGAGCUUCACCACACCUGGUUCAGAGACAACAGAAAGUUGAAGGGCUUGAGCUGAAAAUGAGGAAGAACUUCCUUGCUCCAGAAAUUCAAGGCCAUGGACAGCUGUUAAGUGGUUGGCUUGGUGCUGGAUUCAACAGCAGUGUCCUUCUGCUGAGUACUCAUUCCUAACCUGUCCCUCCCAUUCUUGUGUUUUUCUUGGAGGAACACAGACCAUCUGAGGUUGAACGGUUGAUGCCUUAAUAGUGGAUGUCCCUAAUUGCUGACCUGGGACAAGACCCAGAGGAGAGUCAGAUUCUUCAGACAUGCUGGAGUGCAGAAGGACACUUUGAAGCCCUCAGAGGUGCUCCCAAGAUGCUGCAGCCCACAAUAGGCGUUGCGGGGAGAUCUCUACUGUUUUUCAUCUGCUUGAUUCUUGGGCUUCUUGCUAUGCAUGCCUCUGCUACUGCUCCAUUUUAUUUUCUCUUUCCACCUUUUUUUUUAAUUAUUUUUGAAAGCUAUCAUUGGAAUAUUUGCAUUUUGCACAAUGACACACAGCUGGUAAUUCUUCAGGGACAGCACUGGGAAAUGUUGGAUUUGUCAGAGGUCCAUGCAGGUUCUCAGAUGUAGUAUUGCCAGCACCUCACUUGUGAGUGAAUGGUGAGCCAUAUUCAUGGGAGCUUAACGAGUGGAAGAGCAAGAUGGAGGUAAUGCUGUAUAGGAACACCUCCAAUGGUCAUGUGCAUGUCUGUCCUACAGUAGUGGCUCUUCUGGCUGGGAGUCAGACUAUGGUGGAGCAUUCAUCAGCUUUUUUGCCCAAGUGAUUCAUUUGUCCAUGUAAAAUGUCAUGAUGCUAACCAGGAAACAUUUGAAUGCUAAAGACAGAAGCAUACUAAAGCUGCUACAUUUAACCAGUCUGGUGUCACUGGUUGGGUCACCACUUCAGAUUCCCUUUCCUGGGUGUAUGUUUCUCAACAGCAAGGAUUGCUAUUUUUAUAGGUAGCAAUUACAGAAAGAAGGCAGAAACCUGCAGUGUAGGUUUGGGGCUGGAAUACCAGAGAAACAAAGUUACUUCCUGUUCUGUAGGUACCAUGGCCAGUGUUGAGAAGGUUGUCCUGCAUCCUUGAUCACUGCAUUAUGAGGCUUUGUGGCUGUCCUGCAGAGCUGGCAUGGCUUCUCUGGUCUGUCCUCCAGCAGGCAGAAGCUUGUACAGUUAACCUGCCAUGGUACCAGGAACCACUGGAGAUCUUGUGCUGAUUUUCUUGCUAGCUUGGAUAGCACCAGCCAAGUACUCCAACAGCAGUAGUAACUGUUCUUACAGCUGUUUGGGCAGAGAGAAGCUGUGUUUAAGUGAUGGCUUUAUUCCUUUGCAAACAUCAUUGUUUGAUUUGGUAGAAAUCCUUGCUAGGAGCAACCCUAAAAAGACUUGAACGUACAUGAAUUACCUUCUCAAUACCUCAAGUGUGUUGAGUUGCUUUGAGUUGAGUGUUAUCCUCAGAACUUUGAGUGUGUUGAGUACUUGUGGGCUGAUGAUUACUGAGAUGAAGCAAUGGUCUGUGUGGGUGACAAGGAAGUGUGGGGAAGCCUGGAGUGUCACAAGCAAAGGCUGAAUUCUCGGUUUCUCUCCUGUCCCCAACCUUCCCAUUCUAAGAACAAGAUGCAACCUUGGUGCAACCAUGGUAGAAGAUGCAUUUUUCUGAGACCCAUAAGCUGUUUGCAGCAGCAGCUGUCACCACUGGAAGGGGAGGUGCAGUUCCCUUUUCAGAAGGAUCUCAGUGCCAGGUGGGAAAGCCCAGACUUGUGAGGACAAGGAACACAAGUACCUCUCUUGUACCUCUCUUGCAGGAUGCUCCACGAGCUGAGCUGUGGAAUAUCAGUACCUCUGCCUUUCAGAAGAGACUUGUUGCUCACAAGGUGGAGUGAGGGGUUGAAAAAUCCCAUCUUGUUCACUUUCCUUUCUUGAAAAAAGUGCCCUUAGCUUUUUGCAAUACUUGAAUAAGUGUGUACCUGCAGAAGCUCUUCAGUAGCACAGCGAUAGAGACCUUUUAAAUGACUAUUCUGCAUGGGACUGCUUGCAGUUCCAACUUUCAUAUCCCUUUGCUACCUUAAGAAUAUUAGGAAAACAAAAGUACUUUUCAGCAGAGAAACAGAUGGAUCUUACAAGGUAUUCAGUGCAUCUGAAGUGUUUACAAAUCAACUAAAAUGGGGAAAAGCAAACUCUUUGAACUUGUUUGUAAUUUAAAAAAUGCUAGAUGCAAAAUUCUAUACAGAUGAAAGAGGAAUACUGUAAUUAGCCUGCAUUUACGAGUUUGGGGUUGUUGUUUUUCUUUUCCUUGACUUUGCAGAGCCUUUUGAUACACACUUGCAAAGCCGCCUUUUGGGAGGCUCUGUCUCCCCCUGUACUGUGUUGUGGAGAUGCUGAAAAGAAAACCUGUUUACUGUAUGUGUGUAAAUAACCUGGUAACUUGGGGUUUGGGCCAGUUUCAGCUCACAUUCGCAUCCAGAGCAGCUUUGCACAGUAGAGAGACCCAAGGAUGUGGAGGCUUUGGGUUGUUUUGUUGUUGUUUGGGGAUUGUUUGGGGUUUUUUUGUAAUUAAAAACUGUAAAAUAACCAGGGUGCUCCCUGUGUACA
Indicator indicator is the source of this 13331-nucleotide messenger RNA. It is a transcript of the gene CEP350, whose product is annotated as centrosomal protein 350. Gene Ontology annotation, molecular function: microtubule binding. Gene Ontology annotation, cellular component: centrosome. The transcript has 39 exons. The record is from RefSeq and is a predicted model, not a curated record. NCBI's taxonomy places the organism in Eukaryota, Metazoa, Chordata, Aves, Piciformes, Indicatoridae. Gene Ontology annotation, biological process: microtubule anchoring.